UAGGCGGAGUCUGUCAUGCCUACUGCAGUACUAUCGUUUUUCACACAAUAAAAUAUCCAGCUACUUAGUCGCGUAGGAUCUCUGUUAAAUGAAUGUGUAAUUGUUGUUACAAUGUAUCGUCUCUGUAUGAAUAUUUUGUUAACAUUGACAGAGUAAUAGUCAGGCGGCGCAGGGGUCGAUCGUAUGCAUUAUUCGCAUAAUGCUUCCAAUGCCUAGUGUCGAUGGGGACAUUUUUGACUGUGUUCAACGAGGGAACGUUGAACAUUGUGCACAUAUCAUUCAACAUGAUCGAUCUAUCCUCAAAGAGAAAGGUUGGGGUGGUUUUAGUCCUCUCCACUUUGCGUCCCUCCAUGGUAACCGUGCCAUGGUUGACAUGUUGCUAAGCAAUGGAGCUGACCCCAACCUGACCUGUGAUGCAGGAAUGACAGCCUUCCAUUUCGCCUGCAGGCAUGGUAAUGUAUACGUGAUGCACCAGAUGAUGCAGCAUGGAGCUGACCUGCGCAUGGUAGACCAUCAGGGAAAAACCGCCCUACACCAUGGAGUAUGUGGAGGGAACAUUGUAGCGAUGCAGUACCUGUGGGAGACAGGACUGUUUAGGUGGUGUGAUGGAGACAUGUACCAUGUUACACCUCUACACCUGGCUGCUGAUACUGGCAACACUGAGGUGGUCCGUUACCUGCUCCGAGGAAAGAGGUGUAUGGUGGAGACUGUGGAUGAGGAUGGGUUGACAGCGGUCCAUGUGGCAGCUGAGAGGGGCUGUGUAGAGGUGUGUUGGACGCUGUUACAGAGAUCCGGCUUCAGGAUGCUGCACUUGAAGACCUAUAGCGGACACACACCUCUGGACCUCUGCAGGCAGGGAAAGACAUUCAGACACUUGCAGCUGACCAAACUACUGACCCGCUACAUGAGGGAGCCACCAUUCAACAAACCUGAUGAGUCCGACCUCCUUUACUACUGGACGUUAUUCUUCCCAUGUCUGAUUGGAGGAGCUAUUCUGAUUAUCGCAACAAUGUUGGGGGGCUACGGAGGGAUAACGUGCGCCGUCCUCUUCCCCUGGCUGGCCAGGAGUAUAUUUUCCCAGUUCCACCGCAUGACGACCUACCAGAGGUUGGCCAACCCCGUCUACCUAGGGACUGUGAUAGCUGGAUUGUUCCACUCUCUAGUCUGCUUCUACUAUAGAAUACUACCGCCUAAUAUCCUUUAUAUUACAGUGAUAGUAUAUUACCUAAUAUCGUGUACUGCCUAAUUAUAUUACAAAGUAUAUACUUUUCACAUACAUUGAAUGCCUGAUGAAGACUGUGGCUUUAACCAAAUCAAAUUGCAAAUCUUGCUUGUGACUAGUUCCUGGAGGUUGUGGUCAAUUAUUCUUUAGCUGAAUUAUGAUAAAUAUACUUUACACUGACAAUCCAUCAUACAUCAUAUGUAUGUAGCCUACAUCUAGUAUAUUUAAGCAAUAAUGCAUGAAGGGGUGUGGUGUAUGGCCAAUAUACCACGGCUAAGGGCUGUUCUUCCGCACUACGCAAUGCAGAGUGCCUUGAUACAGCCCUUAGCUGUGGUAUAUUGGCUGCAUACCACAAACAUCCAAGGGGCCUUAUUGCUCUUAUAAACUGGUUACCAACGUAAUUACAGCAGUAAAAUAAAUGUUUUGUCAUACUCGUGGUAUAUGGUCUGUUAUACCACGGCUGUCACCCAAUCAGCAUUCAGGGCACGAACCACCCAGUUUAUAAUGUUGGUUGAGUCUUAACCCACUGUGACGCUUGUGGGGUGAUGGUGUUCUGGGUCAUGUGUCGCUGGUCCAGUUCUCUGUGGUUCUGGUCUUGUUCUGGAUGGUUCUAACCCAGGAUCCUGGAGAGUUGGGACCGGGAGAUGCAGAUCCUCGCUACUCCUCCAUAACAGACCUGCUGGAGAACAACCAGAAUCCUCAGAGGUUCUGCAUCUACUGUGAGUUGUUCCAGCCAGACAAUACUAAACACUGUAAAUUGUGUGAUGUGUGUGUGAGGGAUUACGACCACCACUGCCUGUUCCUGAACCGCUGUGUUGGCGGUGGCAACCACCGCCUCUUCAUCAUCUUUAUCCUCUCCAUGGCCACAGCACACCUCCUUUUCAUUGCCGUGGCAACUUACCACCUGUAUGUGGUCGUGGUGUCCCUCGAGGACCAGUCAUUGGUUAGGGCAGUAGCUGCACAGUUCUGGGUGGUCUCCCUGACGAUAAUGAACUUUCUGACAAUCAUUUGGGAGGUGUGGUUGUUGACGGAACAGUUUGACGCUAUCGCCAUUGGGACUACCACCUACUUCAAACCUACCUGUGAGACUCGGCCACGGUCGCUAGGACAACGCUGGACAGCGGUGCUUACCUUCCUAUUGGAGGGGAGGAGACGGUUAGAUUAUGGACUCACAGGGGACAAGAUCUCCAUAGACAUUUAGAUAAUAUGGACUCUAAAACCUAUGGUGAAAUGGAGAACAAUGUAUAUUUUGUCAGUUUUCCUUUCUUAAAACCAGUUGGAUCUUCUAGCCUGUUGAGCUAAAGCCUAGGCAUUACCUCGGGAAGCAAAUACCGCUAUUAAACAUAUAACAAGUGGUGUGUAGACCAGAAUGAGUUCUAAGAGAUCUUAACAUUAGAGAUAACAUGUUACUUAGAUUGUCUUUUGAGAGUGCGGUCAUAAACAUGUCUGUUAAACAUUAUACUGGAACAUACACUGCCGUUCAAAAGUUUGGGGUCACUUAGAAAUGUCCUUGUUUUUCAAAGAAAAUGACAUUUUUUGUCUAUUUAAAUAACAUCGAAUUGAUCAGAAGUACAGUGUUUACAUUGUUAAUGUUGUAAAUGACUAUUGUAGCUGGAAUGGAAUAUCUACAUAGGCGUGCAGAGGCCCAUUAUCAGCAAACAUCACUCCUGUGUUCCCAUUACAUGGUGUGUUAGCUAAUCCAAGUUGAGCAUUUUAAAUAGGUUAAUUGAUCAUUAGAAAACCAUUUUAAAAUUAUGUUAGCACAGCUGAAAACUGUUGUCCUGAUUUUAAAAAAGGAAUAAAACUGUCCUUCUAUAGACUAGUUGAGUAUCUGGAGCAUCAGCAUUUGUGGGUUAAAUUACAGGCUCAAAAUGGCCAGAAACAAAGAUCUUUCUUCUGAAACUCGUCAGUCUAUUCUUGUUCUGAGAAAUGAAGGCUAUUCCAUACGAGAAAUUGCCAAGAAACUGAAGAUCUCGUACAACGCUGUGUACUACUCCCUUCACAGAACAGCUUAAACUGUCUCUAACCAGAAUAGAAAGAGGAGUGGGAGGUCCCGGUGUUCAACUGAGCAAGAGGACAAGUACAUUUGUGUGUCUAGUUUGAGAAACAGACGUCUCACAACUCCUCAACUGACAGCUUCAUUAAAUAGUACCCACAAAACACCAGUCUCAACGUCAACAGUGAAGAGGCGACUCCGGGAUGCUGGCCUUCUGAUAAUGGGCAUAUGUAGAUAUUCCAUAUAAAGAAAUCAGCCAUUUCCAGCUACAAUAGUCAUUUACAACAUUAACAAUGUCUACACUGUAUUUUGGAUCAAUUUGAUGUUAUAUUAAUGGACAAAACUAAUUGCUUUUCGUUCAAAAACAAGGACAUUUCUAAGUGAUCCCAAACUUUUGAAAGGUAGUGUGGGUAUUGAAAAAUGUAUACUUUUAAUAUAUAGACUAUAGUAGAAUGAAUGUGGAAAUCUUGCCAGCGAACAAACCAACAUCAAACUCCUCACAUAACACACUGACUGUCUGUCUUGGUAAGCAUUUCCUAUGUAUGCAUUUGGAGUUAGUUCUCUGUUUUAUGUGAUGCUCUGAGCUAUUUUAAAGCCAACAGUACUUAUACAACGAUGUAGCUAGUUUAUGAAUAACUGACUGAUUUUGUCUGGCCUGUGAAGGAUCCCACUAUUUAACUAGUAUGUCCUGUGGGGUCCAUUCUCUGUUUCACAUUUUAAUGCAGUGAUGUAUUUUUAAACUGUUUCAUUGGAGAUAACUGUUCACUUGAAUUGUUACCUCAGUUUUUUUAAUACUUCUCACUGGAACAUUUAUUUUUAACUUAGGUGUCAUUGUUGUUUUAAAUAAAAGUUCAAUAUGAUGAAA
Oncorhynchus keta (chum salmon) is the source of this 4083-nucleotide messenger RNA. RefSeq names its product putative ankyrin repeat protein RF_0381. The record is from RefSeq and is a predicted model, not a curated record. Bases 200 to 1246 code for a protein of 348 amino acids. Gene Ontology annotation, biological process: protein palmitoylation. Gene Ontology annotation, molecular function: protein binding; palmitoyltransferase activity. Gene Ontology annotation, cellular component: Golgi membrane. The transcript has 9 exons. Lineage: Eukaryota; Metazoa; Chordata; Actinopteri; Salmoniformes; Salmonidae.